Molecule: messenger RNA, 2340 nt
Organism: Daldinia childiae
Lineage: Eukaryota; Fungi; Ascomycota; Sordariomycetes; Xylariales; Hypoxylaceae
Product: Dipeptidyl peptidase 4
Exons: 1
Coding region: 1-2340 (779 amino acids)
Biological process (GO): proteolysis
Molecular function (GO): serine-type peptidase activity; dipeptidyl-peptidase activity
Source: RefSeq, a predicted model, not a curated record
AUGGAACUUACUGCUUGGCUUAUCGUAGGGGCGACGUUGGUGCGCUCCGUGCUCGCCAUUGAGCCAGCGCGCCAACCUCAUCAACCAACUGGAAAUGGCGACAAAAUUCUGACUUGGAAUGAGACGAUGGUGAAUAACCAAUUCGGUGCUAGGUCUACAUCUGUUAGUUGGUUAUCUGGCGGCGAAGAUGGGCAGUAUAUCUAUGCUGGCGAUGGAGGGGCGCUGAUCCUUGAGAAUUUUGUCACCGGCGAGAGCUCGACCUUCGUUGCUGCCGACCUAAUCCCAGAUGGUGUAGCUCAGUAUUGGAUUCGCCCGGACCUCGCCAAGGUCCUUUUCGCAACUAACUACACGAAACAGUAUCGCCACUCAUACUUCGCGGAUUAUUCAGUUCUCGAUGUAGCCUCGGGCGAGCUGACGCCUUUGGUUGAGGAUCAAGUCGGUGACAUUCAAUAUGCCGAGUUUGCUCCAGCGGGAGAUGCGAUCGCCUUUGUUCGUGGCAAUAACCUGUUCUUAAAUAAGAAUGGCACUAUUUCCCAGAUUACAAGCGACGGUUCUCCGGAUCUGUUCAAUGGAGUGCCAGAUUGGGUAUACGAGGAAGAAAUAUUUGGCGACCGCUCCGCAAUCUGGUUUUCUCCCGACGGCGAGGUUCUUGCGUACCUCAGCUUCAACGAGACUGGAGUCGAAACUUUUACUGUGCAGUACUUUAUGGAUAACCAAGAAAUCGCUCCUGUGUAUCCUCGACUCUUAGACUUGAGAUACCCCAAAGUGGGCACGACUAACCCAACCGUGUCUUUGACACUUCUAAAUGUCGAUAGUGAGGAGAAAUCAGCCGUUCCAAUCGACGCAUUCCCUGCGGAUGAUCUAGUAAUCGGUGAAAUCGCCUGGGUCACAUCUGAGCAUAGUAGCGUUAUCUACCGUGCUUUCAAUCGUGUUCAGGACACCUCGAAACACGUCCGAGUUGACGUAAACGAUGCCAUCAUCACCAAAGUCGUCCGCGAACGGGACGGCACAGAUGGUUGGCUGGAUAAUGACAUAGGCAUAAAAUUCGUGGGGCCAAUCAAUGGUUCUACUGAAGAAUAUUAUAUCGAUGUUUUGGAUGAGUCCGGAUGGCAACAUAUUUACCUCUACACGGUUGAUGGCUCAAGCGCUACCCCGCUUACCGAUGGGGAAUGGGAAGUAACAGCAGUUCUGAAAGUCGAUAACAAGCGAGAGUUAAUCUACUAUACAUCUACCCAAGCCGACAGUACUGAGAGACACGUAUACUCAGUUUCAUACUCUACUUUAAAAUCAGAAUCGCUUGUCGACGCUGCGAUCCCGGCAGUCUGGAGCGCCUCUUUCUCAUCUGGUGGUGGAUAUUAUAUCCUUAGCUAUUCAGGACCUGAUGUACCUUACCAAGAGUUGUACGCGAUUAACGACACCCAGAUACCACUUCGUACUAUUACCUCGAACGACGCACUUUGGAAUAAACUCCAAGGAUAUAACUUACCGAAUAUUACAUAUUUCACUUUGGAUCACCCCGACGGGUAUAGUUUGAACGUCUUGCAACGACUUCCCCCUAACUUUGACCCCGCGAAAAAAUACCCAGUUCUCUUCACGCCCUAUGGAGGACCAGGCUCGCAGGAAGUAUCAAAGUCCUUUGAGUCGGUCGGAUGGAACGCGUAUAUAUCGUCGGACCCAGAGCUUGAGUUUAUUCAAUAUACAGUCGAUAACCGUGGAACAGGCUACAAGGGCCGGAAAUUCCGUGCUCUCGUCGCAUCCCACUUAGGCGAGUUCGAGGCAGCAGACCAGAUAUGGGCCGCGCAGGAACUUGCUUCUCGAAACUCCUUCAUUGAUGCAGAAAAGGUUGGCAUUUUUGGGUGGUCGUUUGGCGGAUAUCUAUCUGCGAAAGUAGUGGAAGCAGACUCUGGCGUUUUCACCCUGGGCCUGAUAGUCGCACCGGUUACUGACUGGCGAUUCUACGACAGCAUGUACACGGAGCGCUAUAUGAAAACUUCACAGCUAAACCCAGACGGAUACAAUAAUACAGCGAUACGUAAGCCGGACGGAUUUAAGAAUAUCGCUGGCGGGUUCUCCAUCCUGCAUGGCCUCGGAGACGAUAAUGUGCAUUACCAGAACACAGCCGCUCUUCUGGACCUUCUUGUUGGGGCCGGCGUGUCGCCUGCUAAGAUGCAAUGGCGAGUUUUCACGGAUAGCGACCACGGGAUUUCGUAUCACGGUGCGUCGACAUAUUUAUACAAAUUCUUGACAGAAUUAUUGUUCCGGGAGAAGACACGAACGAGUCAGAACCUGGCGCACCAAUGGGCAAGGAGGUCGGAGUCGCACGUUUUAGAUGAGCGAUAG